Molecule: messenger RNA, 567 nt
Organism: Rotaria sp. Silwood2
Lineage: Eukaryota; Metazoa; Rotifera; Eurotatoria; Philodinida; Philodinidae
Source: the annotation of a GenBank genome assembly
AUGGAUUCUACGAAAGCUGAAGCUGAAAAUAUAGAACCAUCAGCUGGAAAAGAAUUACUCGAUAAAUAUUGGACAGAAGUUAAACAUGAAAUUGAUGAUAUUAAUAUUGUUGAAUUUCGUACGAGUGAUUUACCUUUAGCUCGUAUUAAAAAAAUUAUGAAAUUAGAUGAUGAUGUUAAAAUGAUUAGUGCUGAAGUACCAAUUCUAUUUGCUAAAGCAGCAGAAUUAUUUAUACAAGAAUUAACAAUUCAUUCAUGGUUACAAACAGAAGAAAGUCGACGACGUACAUUACAGCGUAAUGAUGUAGCAGCUGCUAUUGCUAAAAAUGAACUUUUUGAUUUUCUUAUUGACAUUGUACCACGUGAAGAAGCAACUAAAACACAUAAGAAAAAAGAAACCGUUAGUGAAGUGCAAUAUAUUGUUACUUUACCAACAUCGAGUGCUAUGGGAAAUACCAUACAAUUGCCGAAUGGUCAAAUUAUUCAAUUACCUCAAAAUUUAUCAUCAAAUAUUGUUACUAUGGCUACUCCACAAACAAUUCAACAACAUUAUACAAUUGGACAAUAA